Lathyrus oleraceus (garden pea) is the source of this 3508-nucleotide messenger RNA. RefSeq names its product ATP-dependent DNA helicase Q-like 5. The record is from RefSeq and is a predicted model, not a curated record. NCBI's taxonomy places the organism in Eukaryota, Viridiplantae, Streptophyta, Magnoliopsida, Fabales, Fabaceae. The coding region runs from base 122 to 3028 and encodes 968 amino acids. Gene Ontology annotation, biological process: double-strand break repair via homologous recombination. Gene Ontology annotation, molecular function: nucleic acid binding; four-way junction helicase activity; ATP binding. The transcript has 18 exons. Gene Ontology annotation, cellular component: chromosome; cytoplasm; nucleus.
AGCCCAAUACUCAAACCCAAAAAGAAAAAAAAAUUAUUUGGCGGGAACGUGUUGAUUGAACAACCAUCAUUUCUCCUUCUUUUUGUUCUUCAUCUUCUUCUCCGACUCAACAACAACAAAAAUGCAGUUUGAUUCAGAUUCAGACUCCGACGGAUCUCACGUCUCCACAACGCCUCCAAGGCAAACAAGCCCACCGCCACCAUUACCACCAAAACCACCGCGUCCAGUUUCCAACAAAAAAUCCAAAAUCAAAACCAAACCCUCAAAAUCCAAUAAACCCCCUUCAAAACCUCCCGAAACUCUCAUCCAACAAGAAGAUAAUUUCCCACUCCCUUCCAUCACUUCCCUUCCUUUCCAAAUCCGACUCAGAACUUCCGACGGACCUUCAACUUCAUCUUCCCACUCCAUGGAAACCCUCCCUGCUGGCUUCUUCUCCAAAUCAAUUUCAUUCUCCAAAAUUCGUAAACCCUUACUCAAUCUAGAACCUUCUGAAUCCCAACCAGUUCUUAACUCCCCCAAAACCAUCGUGCAUUCUGCGGAGAAACCUCCCAAUUUGAUCGGUGCUAAGAAACCUCCCAAUUUAAGUGAUGCUAAGAAGCCUCCUAAUUUGAUUGCUGCUAAGAAACCUCCUAAUUUGAUUGGUGCUAGUUUGCCAACGCCGGCAGUGAAGGUACUACGAGGCGCCGGAGAAGGAAAUUUUGUGAAAUUGAAUUUGAGUGGUAAGAGGAAAAAGUUUUUGAAUAAAGGGUGGAAGAAAAAUGGAAAAUUUGGCAGUGGUAAAAGGUAUAGAAGAAAUAGUUAUAGUAAUAGUAGUAGUAAAAAUAAACGUACAAAAUUGGAAGGUGAAGGGGAGGACAAUGAGGAGGAUGGUUUGGGUUUAGAGAAUGCAAAGCAAAAACAGAAGCAAAAUGGUUGGGAAAUUGAGUGCAAAGUGUUGGAGGAGGCUGUGUUAGCAGCAAGAGCUGAAGCUUCUGAUGAGAAUUUGGUGAAGCUGUUGAAAUUGAUUCAUGGUUAUGAUUCUUUUCGAGAAGGGCAGCUUGAGGCUAUCAAGAAUGUUCUUGCUGGGAAGUCAACUAUGCUUAUUUUGCCCACUGGUGCAGGGAAGUCGUUGUGUUAUCAGUUGAGUGCGUUGAUUUUGCCCGGGAUUACACUUGUUGUUAGUCCAUUGCUAGCUUUGAUGAUUGACCAGCUUAAGCAAUUGCCUCCACUCAUUUCGGGUGCCAUCCUAAGCAGUGCGCAAACGCUUGAGGAAUCAUCUGAAACGCUCAGCCAGCUUCGGCAAGGCACAAUAAAGGUGCUUUUUGUUUCACCCGAGCGGUUUUUGAAUAAGGAGUUUCUGUCUGCUAUCUCUGCUGGGUCAGCUGUUUCACUCGUUGUUAUUGACGAAGCACAUUGUAUAUCUGAAUGGUCUCACAAUUUCCGACCUUCAUUCAUGAGACUUAGAGCAUCACUACUUCAAAGAAGUCUUAAUGUAGGUUCUGUUCUCGCAAUGACAGCAACUGCUACAACCACAACUUUAGAUUCCAUCAUGUCUGCCCUAGAUAUUCCUUUCAUAAAUCUUAUUCAGAAUGCACACUUAAGGGACAAUCUGCGUUUGUCGGUGUCUUUGAUAAAAAAUAGGCAAGUUAGAUGCUUCUAUUUUACUGCUUCUGACUGUAUUCCUUUUAACUUUCCUAGACUGAUUUUGUUAAACAAAUACAUCAAUGAUAGAAUGAAAGACCUACUGGUUCUGAUCAAGUCUCCUCCUUUCACGGAAGUUAAAAGCAUCAUAGUAUACUGCAAAUUUCAGUCUGAAACUGAUCAAAUUAGCAGAUACCUGAAUGAUAACAAUAUCUCGGCAAAGAGUUAUCAUAGUGGUAUUUUUGCAAAGGAACGUGGCUACGUACAGGAGUUGUUUGGUUCAAACAAGAUCAGAGUGGUUGUUGCAACUGUGGCAUUUGGCAUGGGACUAGAUAAAAGUGAUGUUGGAGCAGUAAUUCAUUACAGUUUACCUGGAAGUCUGGAAGAGUAUGUACAGGAGAUAGGACGUGCUGGGAGGGAUGGGAGAUUGUCCUAUUGUCACCUAUUUUAUGAUGAUGAGAUGUAUUUCAAACUCCGUAGUCUAAUGUAUAGUGAAGGAGUAGAUGAAUAUGCAGUGAAUAAAUUUCUGUCUGAAGUGUUUCCUGCUGACAAAAGCUCCUGUGGGAAAAUCCGUUCGUUAAUCAAAGAAUCUGCUUCACGCAGAUUUGAUAUGAAGGAAGAGGUGAUUCUCACAGUUUUGACACGCUUAGAGCUGGGUGAUGUGCAGUACUUACAAUUACUUCCACAGACAAAUGUUACUUGUCUUCUGAAUUUUUAUAAGACUCCGGCUGCGUCCCUUGCCCAAAAGAUUUCUGCUAUUGCUGUGAUUCUGAAAAGAUCUGAAAAUAAGCACGGACAACAUACUUUUGAUAUUCCAACUGUGGCAAAUGACAUGGGGGUCACACCAUUUGAAUUAACAAAUCAGCUGUAUGACCUAAAGUUGAAGGGAGAAAUAACUUAUGAAAUGAAAGACAUGGCCUACUGUUAUAGGAUUCUUGAAGUUCCAACAGACUUUUUGUCUCUAUCGGCAGAUAUUACCCAAUGGUUAUCUGAAGUUGAAAGUUGUAAGGUGCGGAAAAUGGAUGCAAUGUUUAAUGCUGCAUAUUUUGCAGUCAAUCUAUGUGAUAAGAUGAACGAUUGCAGUAGUGCUGAUCACACUUCAUGUUUGCAAAGGAUAAUAUUGGACUACUUUGCUGGAGUUGAUAAUAUUGAUUUCUGCCAGAAAAUUGAUCAAAGCAGUCCUUUCCUGCGAGCAGAUAUAAAGGUCUUUCUACAGAGCAAUUCACAUGCCCGCUUUACACCAAGAGCUGUUGCGAGGGUAAUGCACGGAAUUGCAAGCCCAGCCUACCCAUAUACAAUAUGGGGUAAAACCCAUUUCUGGGGAAGGUAUACCAAGAUAGACUUUAAAGUGGUGAUGGAAGCAGCUAAGGAAGAGCUUAAAAAAUCUGUUGGGAAGGAUAUUCUGUAGAGAUUUAUGAUUGAUUUUAGUAUUUUCCAUCUACCAAAUUUGCACACCCAAACGUUUGUGUGCAUUGAUUGGAGGGGAGCUGGGGUGCUCAAUUUUUUUGGACCUGUGAACUUGUUUCGUGCCAUUUUAUCAUUGUCGAAAUUAUGGUGCCAGCACUUGUCUGUUACUCCAGGUAGAGACGAGCAAAAUGAAAAUCAAGCUCUGCCUCGUUAUCAGUGCCAUCUAGAUGGAAGAAAUCAAGAAUUUACAAUCUUUUUGUUGCUGUCUCCUUGUUGUAGAAAGUUAUCCCUCAGGUCAAAAAGGAAAAGGUUGAUGAACUCAACUUUAAGUUUUUCUUCUCUUUUCUUUUUCUCCAUGUACAAUAAUGAAGGAUGAUAUUUAUUAACAGGCUCAAAUGUAUAUUGCAUGGAUAUUUUCUCCAUUUGCAAAACAGUUAGGAUAAGGUACAUGAGUAAAAUAUAUAUGUUGCUUCUGUUGAAA